ACACACCAUCAAACUCACGAGAGAAACCUUCACCCUCCAGAGGCUCGACAGAGGGGCAGUUUGUGAGCGUCUGAACCGAGUGUUUUCCCCACGUCUUCGCAGGUUUUUCUGACCACUCCAGACAUCACACCGGACUUCUCCCGUCGACUCCGCAUCCUCGCAAGGCAAAAUGGGGAAACAGAACAGCAAGUUGACCCCUGAAGUGAUGGAGGACCUGGUGAAGAACACAGAGUUUAAUGAGCAUGAGCUGAAGCAGUGGUACAAGGGAUUCCUGAAGGACUGUCCCACCGGCCGACUCAACCUGGAGGAAUUCCAGCAGCUCUAUGUCAAGUUCUUCCCUUACGGUGACGCGUCCAAGUUCGCCCAACACGCCUUCAGGACCUUCGACAAGAACGGCGACGGCACCAUCGACUUCAGAGAGUUCAUCUGCGCGCUGUCCAUCACAUCACGAGGCAGCUUCGAGCAGAAACUCAACUGGGCCUUCAACAUGUACGACCUGGACGGAGACGGCAAGAUCACACGGGUGGAGAUGCUGGAGAUCAUCGAGGCGAUCUACAAGAUGGUGGGCACGGUGAUCAUGAUGAAAAUGAACGAGGACGGCCUGACACCCGAGCAGAGGGUGGACAAGAUCUUCUCCAAGAUGGAUAAGAACAACGACGACCAGAUUUCGCUGGAGGAGUUCAAAGAGGCGGCCAAGAGCGACCCGUCCAUCGUAUUACUGCUGCAGUGCGACCUGCAGAAAUAGGCUGUAGGGCCAGCGGGGCGCUCCGCCAUCCGCCACAGACUGCACAGAAAGAAUUUCAUGUUCCAUUCAGUUUGCAGCUAUUUCCACUGAAAAAAAAAAAUUAUUAUAUGCUUGGACUACCUUUCAAUGGAUCUGCUUCUUGUGUUUGAAACACUCGUGUGCAUGAGAAUGUUAUUUGCUAUUUAAAAAAAAAAAAAAAGAUCUACACACAACAUACACAGGGUGUGCGGGGUGCACACACUAACAGUACACACACACACACACAGUCUCUCACCACACAUUAUUAACACCUCGCACAAAUAAUAUAUAUAUAUAGAUAUAUAAAUAUGAAUAUAUAUUUAAAUUAUUUAAAGAUCAACUGCCAAAAUGUGAAGUGUGCAAAGUAUUUUCCAUACACUUUCAUUCUACUGGAGCUUGCGCAUCAGUGAUGUGCUGCGUUGAAUUUACCGCUACUCUAUUUAUUGUUCCGAGUUUACUGACGCUAGCUGUGCGUGUUUCAUUAUACUGAGUAACGUCAACCGAACCAAACUCCUACGAUUUAUGUAUCUGCCUCCAACACGACGACUCGCGCCAUCGUCUCGAAUAUUAGCUCUAGAAGGGAUGGAUUUAACGUUUGUCCAACUUUUCCUUCCAAAAACAUGCUUGUUCCGUCGGGAAAUGAUAUUUAAAAACAAAAAAAUAACAACGUAAAUGUAGUUAAUUUGCAUGCCUUUAGGUUCUGCCUUAAAAUGCUCCUCAUUCUGCAUCCUGUAAUCGACAGAAAGCCUUAUCAAAGCAGCGUGUGGCGACACUUGGCGGGGAAAACCGUGAGAAAACCUUUUUGUUUUUUCCCAAACAUGGAGGGGAACGGGUGGGAAUCAAACACAGUAUCGUCAUAUGGGAUGUAAUUUUUGUGAUCUGUCUGGGUGUUUUUUCUUUUGACUGCUUUAACUGUGGGAGCAUGUUUCCUUGUAUUUAAGUGUAUUAUAUGUUGCUAAGAGCUAAAAAAAACAAAAAAAAACAACAACCCUGCAUUUAAACACACUUUGUGAAUGUGGAGAUAAAAGUGAGAGAGGAUGGAAAAAAAAGAGCUAAUUUGGUAAAUUGUCGGACUGGAGGCUCGUACGAGCACAUUUUAAUAUUUUAAUCAGGACUCUGGAGAGUGAAUGAAGCUUAGGAAGAACAAUUAUUCAAGCAUCGUUUUUAAACUUGGUUAAAACCUGUGUCACCAUCACAUCCUUAACCCCCCCCCCGACUAGCCUGCAGGUUGCAUAUCAACGUGAUGAGUUCUGAGGAGGUUUCUCUGUAGACUCUGAGCGAUGAAGAAGAGCAGCCUGUGCAGCAGUUGACGUUAUCGUUUUUGUCUUUUUCAGUGGAAGUAAGUGAGUGCUGGAGAAGUGAGAGGAGCAGUGAAUGGCCUUUCAUGAUUACACACUAGAGGACGGCCCUUUCUGUAAAAGCCAUGUGUUGUUUCGUAGGUUAAACUAUUCGCCCCACCCCCUCUUACCCCCUUCUUCAAGUCUUUCCCUCAAUCCGUCAAUCUUUUUGUACUUUUUUACUCCCUUCUCUCACAUUGCACACGCACCGAUGCAGACUUUGAUGUAGAGAAGUUCAGUGAAGCGUGGCGCCUCCUUGAGAGGAUUUGGAAAUGAGCACUUCAGCUCACGUUAAAUAAAUGGACCCAAACGUGUCACAAAGCACCACAAAUACUUGCCAAACCCUGCAUUAAAUACCGCCAGUGUUUUAGGAGUGAAAAGAGGGCUACAGCGGUGAAGUGUCGUAUUAAGACAGUGUUGAAAUAGGGACCUAACAAACCCGUCCAUCGUGUUUUCUCUCUCGCUCUCUCUCUGCACUGUGGCUCGUCCCUGUCAGGUCUGUAUUCUGAACUUCUUUACAUCCCUAACAACAAGGCAAUGUUUGUAAUUACAUCCCUGCAAUUACUCUUUACUGCUAUCAAGAUACCAAAUGUAAGCGAAGGCGACCGUGUACAAGGAUUCUUUUUGUAGCAUGUAUUGUGUCCCUGACAACAUGGCUGCACUAUUCCCUGUGUUGUGAUUUACUCUAAUAAAAGGAACUCUAUGGGC
Molecule: messenger RNA, 2808 nt
Organism: Solea senegalensis (Senegalese sole)
Lineage: Eukaryota; Metazoa; Chordata; Actinopteri; Pleuronectiformes; Soleidae
Gene: vsnl1a
Product: visinin-like 1a
Exons: 4
Coding region: 170-745 (191 amino acids)
Molecular function (GO): calcium ion binding
Source: RefSeq, a predicted model, not a curated record